This is a messenger RNA of Lactuca sativa (garden lettuce), 903 nucleotides long. RefSeq lists its product as uncharacterized. The record is from RefSeq and is a predicted model, not a curated record. Lineage: Eukaryota; Viridiplantae; Streptophyta; Magnoliopsida; Asterales; Asteraceae.
GCUUUCAUUCCACCACAAUUUUUUCGAAAGAAUCCACCACGCCAUUCACGAUGAGGAAGCUCUACAACCACAAUAAAGGCAAAAUCCACCCAUCACCACCGCCGUCCGCCACCGCCGAUCACUUAUCCUUGCUACCGAUCGCCAUAGCCACUCUCGCCGCCGCCCUUGCACCAGAAGACAAAGAAGUAUUGGCAUACCUUCUCUCCUGCUCUGUAACCACCACCACCACCAACAACAACAACAACACCAACAAUAACUUCUCCGGCAACAGAAAACCCACCAGUAAAAUUCACGGCGGAGAUGGUGGCGGAGGCGGAGGCGGAAGCCAUAUUCCGCAAUUCAACUGCGACUGUUUUACAUGCUACACAAGUUACUGGGUUCGAUGGGAUGCGUCGCCAAAUCGACAACUGAUUCAUGAAAUCAUUGAUGCUUACGAAGAUGGGUUGAUUCAUAACAAGAAGAGUGGGAAGAACAAGAAAGAAAGAAGAAAGAACAAAGUUUCUUCAUCUUCCCCCAACGCGCCGAUUAUCGCUUCGGAGAAGGUUCCUCACGCGCCGCCGCAAGUCGAGGAAAAAUUGAUUAACAGUGAUUAUGAUGAUGAUGGAGAUGAAGAGGAAUUGAUGAUUGGGUCAUCGUCGGAGAAAGGAUCAGUGAGAAAAUUUGUAAGUUUCAUAGGAGAUAGGAUUUGGGGUGUUUGGGGGAUUUGAAUCUUUAAUUUUAAAUUUUGGUAUAUUUUGAAGAACAAGAAAUCAAUUUCUCCAUUUUUGUAAAUUCAGGGGUGGUUUUUUCUUGUAUUUUUUUAAAUCAUUUUUCCAAGCGUAUAACUUGUAGCAAAAUGAUGUUUUUUGAUUUGUUCUUGAAGUACCAAAUGGAAAUAAAUAAAAAUUAGUAUUUUUGUAAGUA